AUGGGACAAAGUCGUCAGGUGCUGGAUGUGUUUGCUGAUCAAAGUAUACUGGUCACUGGAGCAAGUGGCUUUCUUGGCAAAGUUCUAAUCGAGAAAUUAUUAUAUUCAGUCCAUUCAGUUAAAAAUAUUUAUCUCUUAAUUCGUCCUAAGAAUGGGAUUGGUCCAAAACAACGAAUGGAUACAAUUAUCCAGGGUCCAUUAUUCAAUCGACUACGUCGACAAAAUCCAGGAGUGUUCUCUAAAUUGGUCCCAGUUGGUGGUGACAUUAUGGAAGAAGGUUUAGGUCUUAAUCAACUGGAUAUGCAGACAAUUUGUGAUAAGGUUUCUAUCGCAUUUCACUGUGCGGCAACUGUCAAAUUUGAUGAAGCUCUACGAAUAUCAGUAGAAAUGAAUGUACUUGGGACACAACGGCUUGUCGCUCUUUGUCAUAUGAUGAAAAAUCUUCGUGUAUUGGUUCACGUUAGUACAGCAUAUGCAAAUUGCGACAAAUCGGAAAUAUUAGAAAUAGUUUAUCCACCGCCUAUGCCACCAAAUAAGCUCUUUGAGGCGAUUGAUUGGAUGGAUGAUGUGGUGAUUGAUGCUAUUACGCCUCAUUUGCUUGGUAAACGACCGAAUACUUACACCCUAACCAAAGCUCUUGCUGAAGUACAAUUGAUGGAAGAUGCUAGGCGGUUACCAGUUAUAAUUGUGAGACCAUCAAUAAUAGGAGCUAUGUGGGGAGAUCCACUUCCCGGCUGGACAGAUAAUUACAAUGGGCCGACUGGAAUUUUUGCUGCUUGUGGCAAGGGUGUGCUGACAAAUAUGUGUGGGAAUAGCUCAGCCAAAGCAGAUAUUGUACCGGUUGAUAUCGUGUCUAAUUUAAUGAUUGUCGCUGCUGCUCACAGAACCUAUACUGAAUAUGAAACAAUACCGGUGAUACAUUGCUGUUCAGGAGCUUUGAAUCCCGUGCAUUGGGAUUUCAUUGUAAAUUUUAUUCAAUGCUUCUUCCGUGCUUAUCCACUGGACGAAUGUUAUCGCAUCCCAUCAGCUCAUUUUCAUUCCUCCAGAUUUUUAUUUCAUUACAAUUUUUAUAUGAAACAUAUGGGUCCUGCAUAUCUCAUCGAUCUUUUGAGUUCUUUUUGGGGUUCUAAAAUAAGAUUUAUUCGCAUCUACAAUAAAGUUCUGAAACUGGUUGAAACUUUACACUAUUUUACUACGAGAGGUUGGAAUUUUGAUUCAAAAAGUCUUAUACAAUUAUGGGAGGCAACUUCAGAAGAAGACAAAAAGAUUUUCAAUUUUGAUAUUCGACAGCUGAACUGGGACUCAUAUCUUUUUGAUUAUCUCAUGGGUGUUAAACGAUACGUUGUAAAAGAUAGUCUGGAGGAGAUUCCCAAAGCAAAACGAAAUCUUUCUUGGUUGAAGUUGUAUUCUGCUCUCUUCAAUGCUUUUAUGUGGUGGAUUUCCAUGCGAAUAUUUGCAAGGCAUAGGUCUAGAAGAUGUCGUUGGUUUAGUGGAAGCAUCGGUUUUCUACUCACAUAUAUUUGGUCUAAUUAUAAUUUUCGUUCUCCAGUUCGUUUGAAAAGCUUAGAAGAGUACAGGCAGAGGGCAAACAUUUAUGAAUAA
This is a messenger RNA of Thelazia callipaeda (thelaziosis nematode), 1602 nucleotides long. Lineage: Eukaryota; Metazoa; Nematoda; Chromadorea; Rhabditida; Thelaziidae. The record is from the annotation of a GenBank genome assembly.